AUGAACGCGAACGAUAUAUCGGUAACGGUUAGUGCACCGGCAUCACCCCUUGCCGCUUCUCCUGAGCGUGUCCGCAAGUAUGGGCCACGGACACCUGCUCUUGACACAAUUUCUGAAGUGGACUUGACUGGUCGGACAGUUCUCAUCACGGGAACAACUGCCGGCAUUGGUAUGGAAACGGCUCGAACAUUAGCUCUGAAAGGAGCCCAUGUGAUCAUGGCGAAUCGGAAUAUCGUUCUAGCUGAGGCGUUGAAGAAUCGAAUACUUGCAGAGAAGCCGGACGCGAAAGUCGAUUUGAUCAUGUGCGAUCUGAGUUCCCUCCAGUCUGUACAGGCAGCCGCACAGGAGUACAAGGAACAGCAUUGGCCUCUCCAUGCGCUCAUACUAAAUGCAGGUGUCUUCAUGCCAGCGCAAAAGACUACGAUAGAUGGAUUGGAGACGUCAUUCGGUGUGAAUCACGUGGCUCAUCAGUAUCUUGUUCGGGAGCUUUUGCCGCUGCUGAGGCAGUGCAAGGCAAGGGUCGUCGUCGUCUCCUCACAUUCACAUAAUCAUACUGGGGUAAGUUUCACUAUUCCACACUCAGGCCCAAAAAGGUAG
Messenger RNA from Cooperia oncophora, 597 nucleotides. The record is from the annotation of a GenBank genome assembly. NCBI's taxonomy places the organism in Eukaryota, Metazoa, Nematoda, Chromadorea, Rhabditida, Trichostrongylidae.